UAUGGCGUCGGAUCAGAGAGCUUUUGCCAAAAAACUCAAUAAACAAGGUGCAGCUGAAGUGCGACGUCAGAUAUCGUCUGCUUAUCUCAAAGAUGGUUCAUUCAAGGAUGGAUCGUUCAACAAACACGAGAAAGAUAUUCCGAAGAGCAUCAGUGGUAUCUCACUUAGCAGUGCAUUGUCGCUUGCUGUUCCCAUCAACGAGGUAGUAAAGCCUAUAGACUAUGAAGACUUUGUCGUUCAGCACCAGACUUCGAUAGAGAAGGAUUCUAUGAGAGAAUUGCUGGAGUUUCCGCCAAAUGAUGUCGAGGUCAAACUCCUGCCAAAACAGUGUCGCACCAUUGCUCCCAUUAUUCCAGAACAUGGAUACGAGGCUGAUGCUCAUGUCCGUGACUGCAUCCAGUGCUAUACGUCGGACUACACCAUUGUAAACAGAAGGUAUCAGAUAUACAGCUCCAGCUACGGCGGUAAAGACAGACAGGAUGAAAAGAACGCAGUCCUCAAGUCGAUCCCACGGCAAGAAUUUGAGAUCGACCACGACGACAUUCUUGAAAAGGACCCGGAGAAAAAUGGGGAGGAAACUUCAUGUAAUGGAAGGAAGUCCAUCAAUAUGAAUGAUACACCUCGUAGUAGCUGGGCCAGUAGCAUAUUUGAUUUGAAGAACUCCCAGGCUGAUCCACUCCUGCCGAAUCUACUUGAACGGAUCAUCCCUGAGGAAAUCGAUACGGCAAAUGCUGAGGAGCGGAUGAAAGAUCGACAGGAUGCUCUCCUCUGCUUAUUUCCAUUGCAAGAAGAGGAAGAGAUGAUUGAAAAGCGCCCGUUAGCAGAUAUUCCUGCUGAACAUUUUGGUCACAGAGUCCUUGUGAAGUGUCUACAAGUAAAAUUUGAUUUGGAAAUCGAGCCGAUAUUUGCCAGCAUGGCCGUGUAUGAUGCCAAGGAGAGGAAGAAGGUGUCUGAGAAUUUCUACUUCGAUCUAAACCCUGAAUAUCUGAAGAAGAUGCUGGAUACACAUGUGCCGUACCAAGACGUUUCAACCCUGAGCCGAUCGUGUGUGUUCAGUAUCACCUACCCAUCACCCGACCUCUUCCUUGUUGUCCGGUAUGAGAAAGUGCUCCAACAAGGUGACAUCAGCGAGUGUGCAGAGCCGUAUAUGAAAGAUGAGAAGAACAAAGAGAAAAUCAGAGCGAACGCUGCCUACUUCUGUGAUAAGCUUGGCAAAUAUAGGAUGCCGUUUGCGUGGACUGCUAUCCAUCUGCUGAAUGUGAUCACUGGGACGACGAGCAUGGAGAGAGAAGCUAGUACGGAUCGCACUGAGGCUGGAAGCACAAAUAGUUUAGACCGCAGAUCCAGUCUCAUUGAGAAACAAUUAGAAAACUUUCGCAAGAGAUCGAAGGUCCCUGGUGAUGAGAAUCUCUCACGACGCGGUUCUUUCGACCGUGCUAGAAACGGCGAAAAGAGGAGGAGCUGGUCUCCAGAUGAAAACACCAACCCGCUGGAAAACUUCCGCCCUGUGACGAUUACGGUGUCGAGUUUCUUCAAACAGGAGAAUGAGAAACUGAGUGACGAUGACCUGUAUAAGUUCCUUGCUGAUUUGAAGAGACCGAUGUCUGUGCAGAAGAAGUUGAAAUGUAUACCAGGAACCCUGAAGCUGGAUAUCUCCCUUUGCCCAGACGAACCCAAGUACUGCCUCAGUCCAGAGUUGUACAAGAUCGACCCCUACCCGGAUGACAAGGGUCGGCCAACCAAAGAAAUCGUCGAGUUUCCCAGCCGGGAAGUCUACAUGCCAUGGACGACGUACAGGAAUAUUCUCUAUAUUUACCCAAAGUACCUGAAUUUUGGGAACCGGCAAGGUUCUGCAAGGAAUCUGGCCGUCAAGGUUCAGUUCUUGGCCGGAGAGGAGGAUAAGUCAGCGCUGCCAGUGAUUUUUGGGAAGUCUGGUUGCCCAGAAUUGACCAAGGAGGCUUAUUCAGCUGUUACUUAUCAUAAUAAGACGCCUGAUUUCUAUGAAGAAGUAAAGAUCAAACUGCCAGGACGUCUGUGUAGCUCGCACCACCUCUUGUUUACGUUCUACCACAUCAGCUGCCAGAAGAAGAUGGAGCAGACGCCCAUUGAACUCCCCGUCGGGUACACCUGGCUGCAGAUCAUGAAGGACAACCGCCUCGCUGUCGGGGAGUUCAACCUGCCAGUCCUACAGGAGAAACCACCUAGCAAUUAUUCAGUCCUCCACCCAGAUGUUGAGCUUCCUGGCAUGAAGUGGGUCGAUGGACAUAAGCCUGUGUUUACCGUCGAUAUCCAGGCUGUUUCUUCCAUUCACACACAGGAUGAACAUUUGGAUUGCUUCCUCAACUAUUGCCACAUGGCUGAAGAAUUCAAAGUUCCACCGAGGAUCGGCCCAGACCAGUUUGAACACGAGUUCAAGAGACACAUUAACGAUAUUGUCAAUGCAAAGGGGGAGCCAUUGGUCAAGUUCUUGUCGUUGAUAUUUGAGAAGUUGAUUCUGUUGAUGGUGCGCCCACCUGUCGUAGCAGGACAAGUCCUGAAUGUUGCACAGACGUGUUUUGAGUCGAUCGCGCAGAUCGUUCGACGAAUCACUAACCUGUUAGAUGAGAAGAAUGACCAGCAUGGAAGGAACAGUCUCCUCACUACCUAUAUCCAUUACUCCUGUGCCCUGCCGAGUCCAGACUCGGAGAUGUCACCGCAGGAGAUUUUCUCGCAUGCGCUCGAUUGCUCCGGACCGGAAGUGAUGUCAUUGAGAAUCAAAUCGUCGACAGCCCUGUCACCCUCCUCUACAAGUCCCGUUGCAUUGAAUCAGUACGCCACCCUCGGUCGGCCCGUUACACUACCAAUGCAGAACAAAAUAUACCAGCGUAGUAACAGUGACACUGACUUAAACAACACUAGCAACCCGACAACACCGGAGAAUGAGCAUGGGGGUUUCUUUGGAGGAAAAACUGGGAGUCCUCAGAAUUCAAGAUAUGACUCAGCAGUGCCCUACUACCAGAAGAUGAAAAAGGUGUCUGAGCGGGUAAUGUCUAAAUGUUCGGACAGGCUUGUCCACGAGGAGAUCGCACUGCUGUGGGUGAUGUCCAAUGGUACGCAGAGGCAACUCUCGCUCGAGAAUGCUUGGUUUUUCUUUGAGAUCAUGACCAAGAGCAUGGCCGAACACUUGGACCGAUAUCACAAGUUAGAUGCCCCAAGGAAGUCACGCUUCUCUCAACGAUUCAUAGAGGACAUCACAGGUCUUAUUGGCAUGAUCACAAAAGACAUCGUGGACAGAUACUUAAAGGACCCGCUGUUCAUCCGUAACCUCAACACUGCCCUAGCUUUCUUCCUCCAUGACAUGCUCUCCCUGAUGGACCGAGGCUACGUCUUCCAACUCAUCAAGGACUACUGCAAAAUUGUUUCUGCCAAAGUCACGACCCUUGGUGAUGCUACCACUCUGGAACUCCUCAAACUAGACUUCCUACGUAUUGUCUGCAGUCACGAACACUAUGUCACGCUAAACCUGCCAAUUGCAUCAAUCGCUGCAUCAGCGCCAUCUAGUCCAACACCGAGUAUCGCCAGCACAACAUCUCAGCAGUCCUACACAUCGACGGCUACCACAUUCAUCCAACAAGAUCGGAGCGUGUUCACAGAGCUCAGCACUGAGUUCAGACAUCAGCAUUUCCUUGUGGGACUUAUACUCUGUGAUCUCGCCGCAUCAUUUGAAUCUCACAACAACACAGUGCACAACAAGGCCAUCAACGUCAUCAGGAACCUCCUGACGAGCCAUGACAUGGAUCCGCGUUACUCUGAUCCAGAGGUAAAGGCCAGGGUAGCCAUGUUGUAUCUCCCUCUCAUCAACAUCGUCAUCGACGCUUUGCCGCAGCUUUACGAUCCCAACCAGGAAGGGAAGCCACGGAGUGGGCCGUCGUCAUUCUUCGAUGAUGAAAGAGGAAUUGAUCGUGAUGUAGCCAUGGCAAUAGCAGGAGCUCCUGUCUCUGGUACGGGGGGUGUACCAAGUAUGCCGUCUUCCAGCCAUGGAGCGGGUGAUGUCAGUCCUGACUAUGACUAUCAGAAGCGCCGUACGGUUCUAACAGCGGAAGGCACCCGGAGUUUACUCAUGUGCUUCCAGUGGGUCUUGAAGAAUAUCGACACUCAGUUCCUUCGACAUUGGUGGUCAGAUAUGCCGCUCACCAAACUCAACCAGAUUCUCGAGGUGCUCUAUCUGACCAUCUAUAACUUCGAAUACAAGGGCCAACAUGAAGUAUCUAGACAUUCAUCACUACAAAUGAAAUUUUCACGGGGCAAAAUGAAUUUUCACGCACUUCCCCCCGUGCCCUUACCCAGGCAACAUUCAGUGGAAGAGGUGUUGACACCUACAAAGCGGUCGUUCAGCCUUCGACGUUCGUCGUCCUAUGCGUCCCUUCAUGGCGACGACCCUGGCCAGGCGAAGAAAGCAAUCAAGCAGUGCUCUGCCCAGACAAUCAAGAAGAGUUCGGAUAUGAAGUCAAAGCUGGAGGAGGCGAUCCUCGGGUUCGGGAGCGCUAGGAGCGAGAUGAUGAUGAGAAGGAACAAGUCACAGACACAGUUUUAUGCUAUGGCUACCCCGCCGUCACCGGUGACCGACCUGAACCGCCUGAGGUGGAGGAAGGAGCAGACGGCCUGGAAGCAACAGUCAGAUCAUCCAGACAGACAAAAAUCCGAAAUGGAAAUAGAUGCGCAUGUGGAGGGUAACCUGGCCACGGAGGUAGCAAUGGUCUGCAUCGACACGAUCGACCUGAUCAUCCAGAUAGUGCAAGGUUCGGACUCGCUCCAGGCGGUGCUGAGUAGCGUGCUGAGGGUGCUAUUACACAGUAUGGCCCUCAAUCAGAGCUCAGCGGUCCUGCAGCACAUGUUUGCGGUGGAGCGGUCACUGGUCUCUAAGUUUCCGGAGUUACUCUUUGAGGAGGAGACAGAGCAGUGUGCGGACCUCUGUCUUCAGCUACUCAAGCACUGUAGUUCAUGUAUCGGGAACACACGCUCACACGCCAGUGCUUCACUCUACCUCCUAAUGAGACAAAACUUUGAGAUCGGAAAUAACUUUGCGCGGGUGAAGAUGCAAGUGACGAUGGCGUUGAGUCGACUCGUCGGAAAGUCACAGUCAUUCAAUGAGGAAUACUUGAGGAAGUCACUUAAGACUAUCCUGACGUAUGCUGAGGCAGACUGUGAGUUACAGGAGACAACCUUCCCUGAACAGGUGCGUGACCUGAUCUUCAACCUUCACAUGAUCCUCUCGGACACUGUCAAGAUGAAGGAGUUCCAGGAGGACCCCGAGAUGCUGAUCGACCUCAUGUACAGGAUCGCUAAGGGCUACCAGAACUCGCCUGACCUCAGGCUCACGUGGCUACAGAAUAUGGCGGGCAAACACAGCGAGCGGAGUAACCAUGCUGAGGCAGCGCAGUGUCUGAUCCACGCGGCAGGUCUGGUGGGGGAAUAUCUCAACAUGUUGGAAGAUAAACCUCAUCUUCCAGUCGGGUGUGUCUCCUUCCAGAACAUCUCAUCUAACGUGCUGGAGGAGAGUGCUGUGUCUGAUGAUGUGGUGUCACCUGAUGGUGAGGGCAUCUGCACCGGCAAAUACUUCACGGAAUCUGGAAUGAUUGGGUUACUGGAACAGGCUGCCAGUUCAUUCAAUAUGGCUGGCAUGUAUGAGUCCCUGAAUGAAGUGUACAAGGUGCUUCUCCCCAUCCAUGAGGCGAAUAGAGAUUACAAGAGACUGGCGAUCAUUCACGGGAAACUACAGGAAGCCUUCAACAAUGUCAUUAGACAGGAAGGAAAGAGGAUGUUUGGGACGUAUUUCCGUGUUGGUUUCUAUGGAGAGAAGUUUGGUGACUUGGAUGCCCAGGAGUUUAUAUACAAGGAACCCUCAAUCACAAAACUGCCUGAAAUCUCACACAGAUUGGAGAAUUUCUACAGCGAGAGAUUCGGUGAGGAGAACCUGAAGAUGAUCAAGGAUUCGAACACCGUUGAGCGAGACAAGCAGGAGGCGGGCAAGGCCUACAUUCAGAUCACUUAUGUCGAACCGUACUUUGAUGCCUAUGAGAGACUACAGAGGCAUACCUACUUUCAUAUGAAUUAUAACAUUAAGAGCUUUAUGUAUGCGACCCCAUUCACCCUUGAUGGCCGAGCACAUGGAGAGCUCAGAGAGCAGUACAAGAGGAAAACGAUCUUGACAACGGCCCAGGCAUUCCCCUACAUUAGGACAAGGCUCCCAGUGAUCAGCAGAGAACAGAUCAUUCUAUCACCGAUAGAAGUGGCUAUAGAAGAUGUGCAGAAAAAGACGCGUGAAAUGAACAUUGCACUGACGCAGGAUCCGAUUGACCCCAAGAUUCUCCAGAUGGUGCUACAGGGGUGUAUAGGUACGACGGUCAACCAGGGCCCUGUCGAGAUCGCAGCAGUCUUCCUGGCAGAGCUGGCUGAGGGCCGUGUGCCGGCCAAUCGUCACCACAACAAACUCAGGAUUUGUUUCAAGGAUUUCCUCAGGAAAUGUUCCAUUGCCCUUCAAAGGAACAAGGAGAUGAUCGGGUCAAACCAGCGUGAGUACCAGCGUGAAUUGGAGCGGAACUACAACAGUGUGAAGGAGAAACUACAGCCCAUGAUCGCAUCGAGUGUGGCCAUGCAGACGUUGAAGAGAGGAAAACACUGCCAUCGAAGCAUAUCUGCUGCCUUCGAGGCCGCAGAAAAAGAAAAACUAUGCACCGCGAUUAGAGAUAAACAGGCAGCUGAUGAGGCGGAAAAACUCAACGACAAUGCUAAAUGUUUGAAUGCGUUGGGCGCAGAUUCAAACCUGCCACCUAUUGACGCCGAUGGACAGUCGAAAUAGCGAAAGCUCGCACGGAUCUCAUGGCAAUAAAAAGAGACAUCACUCUUCCCACCAAUCUCAAUGCUGAGAGACAGCGCUCGGGCAUUGCUUUAUGAGGACGCGUUAUGACCAUGAUGUAAGGGUCAAAGGUCAACAUCCCUUCAGGACUGACAGGAAAAGAUUGACCGAGAUUUUGAGAUUUGAUAAGGUGGUGAUAUAAGUCUUGCUGUGAAAUGAUAGGAAGUGCAGUGAAGUUUGAAUUUUUGUAUAAACUGCUUGAGGAACCUGAGAAAGAAAAGAUUUCUCACUAAUUUUGUUCAUGGUGUGACCCAUUGUCACGAGAAUGAAAUUUCACCCGGUCAUCUGUACUAGUACUGGGCAUUUUGAGUGGCACAUGUGUGAGAGUAUGACACUCUGCCUUGGAUACGAUAAGAAAUCAGAAUUUGAAUCCAAGCUGAUUUUAACCAGGAGUCGCACAAAAUUUGUUUUGUUUAUAAUGUUCAUAGCCAAAAUAUAGUGGUGCUAUAAUCUCAUGUGAGCUCUUCUGUCACCUGUUCAUGCCAAGUGUAAAUAUGGAUCUUUGAAGAAGUGUCAAAAUAUUCAGCUGAGUGUCUCGAUGUCAUGUCAGUCCCGGCACUUGUGGUCAUCACUGUGUUUCAGAAUUUCAUCCCAAAAUGUGCACAAAGAGUUUGUAGAAUGUUUCUGACUGUCUUCUGAUUACAUCUCAAAUCGCCUUCUGUACAUGUACAUAUUCUAACUUAGUGACAGACUGUCAUUAUUUUGAGAGUGUGAGACACUGCUCCAGUGAUUGCUUGAGUGAUAAGGAGAGAUUAGAAUCUCAGCUAGGAGACUACACAUCUGUACACUGUGUACUCCUUCCGGUGCAGUAGUGUACUGUAAACUGAGUCAAGAGCUGUUGACACCUCCAGUUUGACAACACCUGCCUUGUAAUUAGAAUAACUAAAGUAGUGCUGCCAUCAAGUCACAACAGCUCUUGACUGAUUUCACAGUAAUGAGUUAUCGAAACUGUGACUGUGGACCAACAUCUCAUCACGGAGUAGUGAUACUCCAAGUAGCUAAACCUAAAAACUACUCUUCAUGGGCAGUUUAUGUGGAUAUGAUAGCAAGCUUGUAUUAAGUUUUAUUGAAUGGCUUUAUAACUGUACAUGAAUUGUAAAUUGUAUCUUAUUUGCACUUUUGCUGCUGCUGGUAAUCAUGAUGCAUUACUUUUAGCUGAGUAAAGUAUCUGUUUUGAAGGUCUAAGAGCUUAAUUAUUGUAAUUAAAAUUUAGUGUAAAGUAGGUUCAUAUGCAGUAAACGUACAUUUGCCUUAUUGUUUAUGAUCAUUAUCUUAGUUGGUAGUGACUAUAUAGUAGGAGUCCCAACUGUUAGUUUGAAUCACCAGACUAGUGAAGGGUUAACUUCAGUCAAUGCGUUGAUAAAUAAUGCUAUUCCCCUUGUUAUCCUUUGUGUAACGGUUUGAGUUUAUUCACCUGAGGUGCUGUUCUUUUCCAAACUGCCAUUUUGUAUUCAUAAAGACGUAAUCUCAAAUCCAGACAGAAGCCUAGGUGACUGAUGUAAGUUGUCUUGAUUUGACUCGAUGCUUGGUUUGUCUCAAAGACAUCACAUGGACAGUCAAUGGGCCGUUAUUCAAGUUUCUCUAUUUUUCAGUUUUAUUGAAAAAUUCGAUGUUUUAAGUGUCUGAAUUAAUAGAAAGCUAAAUAAAUC
Molecule: messenger RNA, 8544 nt
Organism: Lineus longissimus
Lineage: Eukaryota; Metazoa; Nemertea; Pilidiophora; Heteronemertea; Lineidae
Product: dedicator of cytokinesis protein 7-like
Exons: 42
Coding region: 2-6838 (2278 amino acids)
Biological process (GO): positive regulation of GTPase activity; small GTPase-mediated signal transduction
Molecular function (GO): guanyl-nucleotide exchange factor activity
Source: RefSeq, a predicted model, not a curated record